UGUGACACAGUCACAGUCCAAGAUGGCGCUCCCCGUGCGGACUAACUUCAAACAUUUCUUCAGAUUCAUUCAGAAGUUUAACUCUCCGAAAAGAUCUCUCUGCUCCGGAGCCCGCGCGGGAAAUAAGGAGUCUCCAGGAGGUGGCCGUGUGUUCUCGGGGAUCCAGCCAACCGGGGUGCCCCACCUGGGCAACUACCUGGGUGCCCUGGAGAACUGGGUGUCCCUGCAGAACCAGUAUCCUUCAGUGCUCUACAGCAUCGUGGACCUGCACUCCAUCACACAGCCUCAAGACCCGGAACGACUCAGGACCAACAUCCUGGACAUGACAGCCAGCCUGCUGGCCUGCGGCAUCGACCCCGAGAGGGUGAUACUCUUCCAGCAGUCUCAGGUGUCCGAGCACGCUGAGCUCUCCUGGAUCCUCGGCUGUCUGACCAGCAUGCCCCGUCUCCGACAUCUGCCGCAGUGGAAGAUGAAGAGCAAACAAAAAAAUGAAGGCAGUGUUGGUCUCUACACGUAUCCUGUCCUCCAGGCCGCAGAUAUUCUCCUCUACAAGUCCACUCACGUCCCCGUCGGAGAGGAUCAGGUCCAGCAUUUAGAGCUGGCUCAGGAUCUGGCUCGCAUCUUCAACCACCGCUACGGAGACAUGUUCCCUGAACCCGGCGCCCUGCUCAGCUCCACACGAAAGGUCAAAUCCCUCCGUGACCCUACUGCCAAAAUGUCCAAAUCUGACCCCCAGAAACUUGCGACGAUCACCAUCACAGACUCUCCCGAUGACAUCGCGCUCAAGGUCCGCCGUGCCGUCACUGACUUCACCUCAGAGGUCACCUUUGACCCGAAGACGCGGCCCGGCGUGUCUAACCUGGUGACGAUCCACGCUGCCAUGGCGAUGAUCAGCGUGGAGGAGGCGGUGUCCCAGGCCCGAGGGAUGGACACGGGUGCCUAUAAGAACGUCGUCGCUGAGGCUGUGAUUCAGAGGCUGACGCCCAUCAGGGAGGAGAUCGAGAGGCUGAGGUCGGCUGCUCACCUGGAGGGAGUGCUGGCUGAGGGGACUCGCAGGGCUCGAGAACUGGCUGCUCCGGUCCUCAGAGACGUCCGACAGAGAGUGGGGCUCUGCUGAGGGGACACAUUUAGCCUGCAGGCCUUCCCCUCUGCUGCUGAUAUCAGAUUUUAUUCCAAAGACUGUUUACAGCUCCAGGAAAUUAAAGGAAUGUAACUCAUGUGAUCAUGAAAUGUGCUGAAAGCAACAUGGAACAGACUCAGCUGCAGAGUAACAGACUACAGACUGACUGACAGAAAGACAGAUGACCUUUUAUUUAACCUUGUGCAGUUGUCUCGUUGAUGUCGGUGAGGGGGCUGUGUCUUGGUAAUGUUGGUCUGAACGCGGCCAACAUCGUGACUUAUUUAUUUCAUCUUUUGAGUUUUGGCUGUACGUGUUAAAUACCAAACAAACUGU
This is a messenger RNA of Plectropomus leopardus (leopard coralgrouper), 1453 nucleotides long. The record is from RefSeq and is a predicted model, not a curated record. NCBI's taxonomy places the organism in Eukaryota, Metazoa, Chordata, Actinopteri, Perciformes, Serranidae.